CCAAUUUCUUCACCGGAAUUCCCAAUGUUCUCCGCCGUCGUCAGACCUUUCCUCUCUCCCUCACCACCGCUCUUUCUCCGUCCUCUUUCUUCUUUCUCGAUUUUCUUCCGAUCCUUUCACUUGCCGUCUCCUCAACCUGCUCACCCGAUUACGCCUUUCCUUUCCUCCGGCCGUAACUGUAGCCGACAUGCGUUUGUCGUCGACCAGUACCUCUCUUGUUCCAUGCCUGAGAAGCCUCUUCGUGUCGCCGUACUCCUCAGUGGAGGCGUCGAUAGCAGCGUCGCUCUCCGCCUCCUCCACGCCGCUGGCCAUUCCUGUACCGCUUUCUAUCUCAAAAUCUGGUUCCAGGAAGGCUUUGAGAAUUUCUGGAAUCAGUGCCCCUGGGAAGAUGAUUUGAAGUAUGCAAAGCAUGUUUGUGAGCAGGUUGAUGUUCCUUUGGAGGUUGUGCAUUUAACAGAUGAAUAUUGGGAGAGAGUUGUUUCUUACAUUAUUGAGGAGUACCGUUGUGGGCGUACACCUAAUCCGGAUGUUUUAUGUAACACUAGAAUCAAGUUUGGGGCAUUCAUGGAUACAAUCAGUGAUAUGGAGUAUGACUACAUAGCGUCAGGUCAUUAUGCUAAAGUGGUCCAUCCUCCUCCUGCUGACCAAAAUGAUUCAUCGUCUCUUUUGGAACUAUCACAAGACAUGGUGAAGGAUCAGACCUACUUCCUCUCACAUCUUUCUCAAACACAGCUUAAGCGACUGCUAUUCCCACUUGGAUGCGUAAAGAAGGAAGAAGUUCGCAAACUAGCCACAAAAUUUGAUUUGCCUAAUAAAGACAGAAAGGAUUCGCAAGGAAUAUGUUUCCUUGGGAAGAUAAAGUUCAGUGACUUUGUCGGUAGACACAUAGGAGAAAUGGAGGGAAUUAUAUUGGAAGCCGAAACUGGGGAUUUUCUUGGUAACCAUCGGGGAUUUUGGUUUUACACAAUUGGACAACGCCAAGGCUUGCGUUUACCCGGUGGACCCUGGUAUGUUGUUGAAAAGGACACUAAAAACAAUGUAGUGUUUGUCUCAAGAAAUUACUACUCAAUCGACAAGAGAAGGCGGAUUUUCCGUGUUGGCUCUCUAAGAUGGCUUAGUGGGAAACCUUCAGGAAAUGUUAGCCAGCUUCGUUGCAAGGUCCGGCAUGGGCCUGGCUUCUACAGCUGUAGCUUUGAAAUGGAAGCACAAGGAGAUGUUGCGGUUGUACACCUAGACGAGGAUGAUCAAGGUCUAGCUGCUGGGCAGUUUGCAGCGUUCUACGAAGGAACCACUUGUAUCGGGUCAGGCGUAAUCCUAGAGUCAUGGGACGAUCAGUGUUUCCCGGUCUGUGCAAAAGCCCUUGAACUCGCAGCGAUGGAAGACAAAACAAAACUCGGGAAACCUGUAAAAAUCAUGACGAUGCCUGUUACGCCAUCUGUUGAGACUGAGCCAAGAGAAACCAGUGCAGAAGCAAAGCUGGUCAAGGCGUGAAACAAGGAAAUGGUUGUAGUAGGCUCAGGUAGAUCUCUAGAUCAGAAGCUUUUUAGUUGAGAAGUGACAAAUCAAACGUCAGAGUUUGCCGUGAAAAGACCAACUAAAGCCAGAGCAAUCUAAAGAAACUACUUGAAGAGUUGAAAACUGGGGAAGCAAAUGUGGUUAUAGGUCAAGAACCGUAGAUUGUGAAACCAAUAGUUUUAUUGAAAAAAAAAACAUUUGUACCAUAAGGAUAUGUUUUUCCUACACAGUUUUUUUUUGUUAUUUAAAAUUGCAUUUUAUU
Messenger RNA from Eutrema salsugineum, 1777 nucleotides. Its product is annotated as tRNA-specific 2-thiouridylase MnmA. The record is from RefSeq and is a predicted model, not a curated record. The transcript has 10 exons. Gene Ontology annotation, biological process: tRNA processing. NCBI's taxonomy places the organism in Eukaryota, Viridiplantae, Streptophyta, Magnoliopsida, Brassicales, Brassicaceae. Gene Ontology annotation, molecular function: sulfurtransferase activity. The coding region runs from base 25 to 1491 and encodes 488 amino acids.